CAGAAAUUCAAGAAAUCAGACGAGUGUCUCAUUAGAUUAUCAGCAGUCAUCAAAACCUGCAAAAGAGCUCUGUUAAAUGAUUGUGGCUUAACAGACAAAAGCUGUCCAGCUCUGGCUACAGUUCUUGGAUCAGAUUCCAAUCUGAAAGAUCUGAACAUGAACAAUAAUAAUCUGCAGGAUUUAGGAGUGAAGCUACUCUGCACUGGACUUAAGGAUAUAAAUUGCAAAUUAGAGAUACUGAGGCUGCAUGGUUGUGGUCUAACAGAGGAAAGCUGUUCAGCUCUGGCUACAGUCCUGAGAUCAAACUCCAGUCUGAAAGAGCUUGACCUGAGCAACAAUAAUCUGCAGGAUUCAGGGGUGAAGAAACUCCAGAAAGGAUUGGAAAAUACAAAUUGCACAUUGGAGAAACUCAGACUUUCAGACUGCAGUAUCACUGAAGAAGGUUAUAAAGCUCUAGGAGAAAACUCGGACAGUGAGCUUUAA
This is a messenger RNA of Carassius auratus (goldfish), 483 nucleotides long. RefSeq names its product ribonuclease inhibitor-like. Gene Ontology annotation, molecular function: protein binding. The record is from RefSeq and is a predicted model, not a curated record. Lineage: Eukaryota; Metazoa; Chordata; Actinopteri; Cypriniformes; Cyprinidae. The transcript is spliced from 5 exons. Bases 157 to 483 code for a protein of 108 amino acids.